GGAACACAAUGACAGAACAGCCACUAAGAGUGGAUAUCUGGAUCAGUACGUGACCAAUAUGACUAUCAACGUCGCCCAGGCAUCCGCUUAGACUAUGCAAAGAGGCUCAGCCGCAAUCGUGGCAUGCCCAGGCUUGAUCUUUCUGUUGCGCUCAAAUAUUUCUUCAUUCAGUCUUCAUUCCGACUUCUCGGCAACGCACCUUUUCUCAGUAUCAUCCAAUGGCGAGAAGCCGCCUUGAGGUCACGAUCACACCAGUCCCUGGAGACUAUCAUCAAUCCCAAUAUGGUUCUUGGACCGCUUGACAAACGAUCCAUCCGAACUCGAUGCGAAGCCUGCUCGAGGCGACGAAUCAAAUGUGAAGGAGGCUCACCAUGCGCGUACUGCAUGAAGAAGAAAAUCACAUGUGUACCUCCUGCACCAUCGAAGAGGACCGGGGUAGUCUUCGUCAACAAAGCGCCAUCUCAAAAUUUUGUCACAAACUCCGAGCAGAUCAUCUUGGAUCAACAGCUUGUAAUACCCAAAGUGGUUGAUAGGUUACAAUCUGCUGAUUUCAUUGCACGUUUCUUCUCUGUAUUCAUCGUUCGGAAUGAUUUCUCAGGCGGCUCCCUAGACAUGGAUGCCAUCGUGACGAACUUUCAAUACUCGCCAAGUCUGUACCAUGCGGCAGUGGCUGUUGGUGCGCUUGAUGCAAGUAAACACGCGCUACCACCUGCAAAAGAGCGGAGAGUCGCUACUGUGGCUGCAUUGUCGUCGUAUAAGACGUCGCUUGUUGCUUUUCAAGAAGAAAUCCAACGUCGGGAUAUCAGGAAGAAUGAUGCUGCGUUGUGGACGACGUUGUUUUUGGGAUUAUUCGAGCUCAUGUCCGAUUUCUCCGGCGAGGGCUGGGUGAAGCAUAUCCUAUAUGGGACAUCUCGAAUGCUCCAAUUGCGAGGCCCCGAGGCCCACCUCACCGGUAGAGGCCGCUCGUUCUUCCUCACAGUCCGGAUUUUUGAGAUCUCGCGCGCAUUGGCAUUCUCGGAGUCUACAUUCUUGAACGAGAGACCAUGGGUUGAACUAAUGGAGAAGAUGUGGCUGGAGGAUGCUAGCGAUUGGCAUCCGAAGGAGAAGAUGUAUGACUUGAUGUUAGAAACGCAUGCGCUGGGUGAGAAGGUUUGGGACGUUGUGAAAGAGGAUACAGACUUACCCUCCCACAUGAUAGACGAAGCGCUCACGGAUCUUGGCACGGCAGGAUUGACCAUGCGAGACACUAUUGACAAUUGGCAUACAAGUUUCCUGCAGUCCUCGUACGCGAUAGAGGAUGAUCCGUGGUCAUUGCUAGCAAUCAUCUACUACCAUGCCAUCUCAAUCUAUCUCACAGGAAUUUUCGACUACCGUCCGCAGUUCGACAUGAUACCUUACCCAAGUUUAUCAUACUCAACAAUUCAAGCUCACGUCUACUCAAUCAUCUCGCAGACAAAGCUAGCAUUAAGUACAACCAAUUUAGCAGGCGCCUUUCUCGUAUUCGCAUUGCGAGUAGCAGGUGCAAGAGCUGUAAACGAGGAGCAAAGAGUGGAUAUUUUGCAGAUGCUCGCCGAGAUUUCGACGAGGAGUUUCGUGGUUGCGGAUGCAUUUAGGAUGGAUCUCGAGUAUGUGUGGAGUGAGACUGAGAGUAGAAAGGGAAGAGCAUAGGAGACUCUGGGACUGAGCUUUGCUCUAUCCACCACCUUCUCUUACCAAUCUCCUCAUCUCCUCAUCAUAGAUCGCUCCCUCCACACUCCGCCUAAGACCCUCUUCCAUCCCACCGGGCUCAUAUCCCAACCUUGACCUCGCCUUCUCAAUACUCCAAUUGACGCCUCUAGUCAACUCCUUGAUAUCAUAUGUCCCGACCUGCGGUCUCUUCUGGCCUGCGCUAAAAAUGAAAUAGAAGAUCUCGUUCAUCCAAGCCGUCACGAUAACCAACCAGAAGCUGACAUGCCGUAUAUGCGCUUUCUCUGUCCGAUCGCCAGCGAUGUACCAGAUUUUGCGUGCGAAUGUAUAAUAGGACAUAGGCUGGCCGUCAGUGAUGAAGAAAGCCUGUCCUGCUACCAUGCGACCGUCGCCAUCCAUACUCGUCAAAGCCAACUGCGAGGAUGAAGCAAGCAGAGUUUUCCCACACAAUACAUGCGCCAUCACCGCAUUCCCCACAUACACAUGUUCUAAAACAUGCUUAUCAGGACCGAUCUGCAUAUUCUGCUUCCCCUGCCUCAUCAUACCCAGGAUACUCGGAAUGAGUCUCGGAUCACCCUCUCCAUAUACAGGCGGCAACCUCAGAACGGCCGUCUUGAGACUUUCACCAUUCGCUGCCAAGACAAGCGCAUCUGCAAUCCCUUUACUCUUCUGAUACGGCAUCGCGGCGCUCUUGUCAGUGAGCAACUUGCAACUCUUCUCAGUCAGCUGCUUGUUCCUCGGAUCGGUCUCUACAGCCUCAAAACUAGACGUGAAAACUAGUGCUUUCACAAACGGCAGUCUACUCGCGCAUUUCAGCAGGAUUUGCGUGCCGCGCACGUUGGUGGUAUUUUGUUCUUUGAGAGGGGCUUCUGGUGGUGCGGAGGCGAGAUGGAAGAUGAUGCGGGGUUGGAUCUUGAAGAGAAGUUCGCGCAUGCGUGUUUCGUCGCUGAUGGACCCGGUGAAGUAGGAGGCGCCGGAAUGUUGGU
This is a messenger RNA of Cadophora gregata, 2672 nucleotides long. RefSeq lists its product as uncharacterized. NCBI's taxonomy places the organism in Eukaryota, Fungi, Ascomycota, Leotiomycetes, Helotiales, Ploettnerulaceae. The record is from RefSeq and is a predicted model, not a curated record. Gene Ontology annotation, biological process: regulation of DNA-templated transcription. The transcript has 5 exons. Gene Ontology annotation, molecular function: zinc ion binding; DNA-binding transcription factor activity, RNA polymerase II-specific. The coding region runs from base 124 to 1668 and encodes 514 amino acids.